Messenger RNA from Aplysia californica (California sea hare), 12896 nucleotides. Its product is annotated as fibrocystin-L. The record is from RefSeq and is a predicted model, not a curated record. Lineage: Eukaryota; Metazoa; Mollusca; Gastropoda; Aplysiida; Aplysiidae.
GGCCAACAUAUUGAAAGAUACUUUCCAACCAAGAACUUGAAGAUCGUAAAGCUAAAGAAACAUGAAACAUCGAUUAAAAUUGCAAUGGCAAGCUGUGGUAUUGUAUGUCUUGCUGUGGGCUCCUUCUGUUACAUGGGCAGCGGAUUUCGCCAGGAAUUUCUUCAAUUUCGGCGCGGGCAAUGAAAACCUUGGCAGCAGAGUUCGCCUGUCGGGACUCGUGAGUCAUGACUGCGAUCUGCAUCCUGACGGUUCCCAUGAGACACAGAUCAUGUGCUACACACAGCCCAUGGCAGCCGGACAGUAUGACGUCAAGGUGUCUGUGGAUGGGGAAGAUGUGCUGGACUCCAAAUAUUGCAGCAACGAAGACGACUGCAAGUUUACUGUUUCAGACGGCUGUACUCCAACAAUUGAUUCCAUCAAGCCAACAUCUGGGAUGCCUGGUGCCUUCCUUGAAAUCACCGGAAACAUCAUCACCACAAAGUAUGGCUCGAAUGAACCUGAUGAAACCCAAGAUAUCAUUCUCAGGGUUUACUUCGGAGGCCAAAAAUGUGAACUGCGAGAUGAAGAGAACGAUCAGAUGUACGGUAUCUCGCUGGACAAUGACAGAGGCUACAUGAAGUGUAAAACUGAGGGCACUUAUAUUGGAAACCAUGAGAUCAGCUUUCUUGUCAGUAACGAAUACGGAAGAUCUUUGCCUCACGGGCAAGUGAAGCACGUGCGCAGUAACGGAAUCAGCCCGUAUCAGACUUAUACAGAGAUCACCGGCCUGUCCCAGAGCAGCGGUAGCACGGUGGGAGGAACAAGACUCACGAUCUCCGGACAACACUUUGACGAGACAGAUGCUCCUGUCAGCGUUAUAGUCGGAGAAUCCAAUUGCGAUGUUGUAGGGUCAAUCACGGACACAGAGAUUGUCUGCAGCACUCCCGCAGAAGUUACUGGAAUAUCACACUUUGCAGGAAGUAGAGGCUUCUAUGUCUACAUGGAGAAUGGAACCACAGACGCCUCCAGCAUCAACAGAAACACGGCUGCAAUCCAGCACGUGGACCAGAGUCGAUGGGAAGCUAGCAACUGGCCCGAUCACGCCAUCCAGAUGGUCGGCUUCUUUGUUCCCAUCUAUUCUGGACCUUACAAGUUCUGCGUGAAAGCCAAGUCCACAGCCCAAGUGUACUUGAGCACGGACGAAAACCCCAACAAUAAGGCCUUGAUCCUUACUGAUUCCGGAGAUAGUUGCACAGGAAAGGAAACAGCAGAACGAAGUCUUACUGCAGGACAAAAGUACUACACUGAAAUACAUUACGGCAGUUCCGAUGCUGAUUCCUAUGUGGCUCUGGUGGCUCACCUCAUGGAGACUUCAAUCACUGAGGAAGACACUGGAAUGGCGGAACAUGAAGUCCAGGACCUGAAAUUCACUUCAGAAGUCACCCAAGAAAUACUGACUUUUACAGUGUCGUCAUCGGGAACACCAAGCUCAACACAGGAGGAUAUUCAGGAACUGACACUGACUGGAAACCCAAGCGCAUACGUUGUUUUGACUUUCGAAGGAGCGAGCACAAAACCCAUGACGUUGGACAGCCUCACUUCCGGAAAGGAUGUCGCAAGUGAGCUCAUGGAGCUGCCUACCAUCCCGUUCAAGGUGGACGUGCAACUGACCUCCUCUACUUCUGGACCCAACCAUGUGGUCACCUUGUCCAUCUCAUCCAGAUCCCCGCAAGGUAAAAUCGGCUCUUGAGGAUAUGUUCAGCGUGAGAUGUCACCCAUUGCUGAGCAGUGGCGCUACUGUCGUGGACUACGAGGAGGCCAACCAAGGACCAUACGACCGCACAUCGGAUGUGGAGCCUUUCUGUGGACGCUACUCUGCCAAGAACCCCGGCUGGAUCUACCACAAGGGCAAUGGAGACGAUGACGUCGGUGUCCCAGUCUCCACCAGCAACAACCGAUAUCUUUGUUUGGCCUACAUGGGUCUCGGCAAGGUCAGCCGCGUGAACGUCGUCUUUGACUAUAAGAACAUCGAUAAUGACGACGCUGUGGGCGGUGUGAACUUUAACGUUGACGACUCAACACCCGACGUAUGGAAAUACCACUGUGAGGAUAUCCACGACUUGAUUUCUAACAGCAUCGUGGGCACUGGCAUCAUCGUUAACUAUAUCCGUACCUUCAGACAGGAUGGAGCAGAGGAUUUGUACAUUGAUCAGGUCAUGUUUCUGAGAGCGCCACUGAUGGACGAUGCUGCCUGGGAUGGCAUUGCACUCAUGAGAACAGCACAGGCUACGCCAAACGGGGCUUACAUUGACAAAGUGGAAGUGAGUGAGACCGCUAGCAACACGUACGAAGUGAAGCUGUUCCCUCACCACUGUGGUUUUGACUUCCCUCUACCAGAGAUCGCUGCUGCUACGAAAAGCGGCUCUACCUACAGAAUUACAAACGGGGGGAACGUCGGUGUAACCAUCGCCAGAACACAGACUGCCUCUCCGCCUAUUGCCGGAACGUACAAAGUGACAUUCGACGGCGACACCAGCCCAGCCCACAUCCCAGUAACCACAGAGCUGGACUCGGACGCUGUUGUGAGCAACCUCAUGGCGAUGAGAGUCGGUUUUGCCGAGGUCACCGAGAGUGGGAGCUGUUCUGAGUUCACCUACAGGGUGAAGAUGCUCUCUCACACCGGGAACCAGCCACUCAUGACGGUGGAUAAGACCAGGCUGACAGGUACGAACGUGGAUGCAACGGUUGACACAGUCGUUGACGGUGGUGUCUGGUUUGACCCCAUCAUGGGUGACCUUCUCCGAACAUAUCACACCAGCGCCCAAGUCACUGCUUUCAUCAACAAUGUUCCCACUUCCUGCCUGGAUGACCAAACCUGCCAGUACGCAUGGUCGUCUGGUUUGACGCCCACAUUGUCUUCGAUAAACCCAACUUCCGGCUCGAUGGGUGCCGUUGUGACCAUCAGUGGUUCAGGCUUUGACGGCGCGACCCUCAGCAAUAACGAGGUGAUCAUCGGCGCCACACCCUGCACGGUCACAGGAGCGACCACCUCACAGAUCACGUGCACGCUCAACAACGGCCCAACUGGAGAUGCCAAUGUGGCUGUCACUGUUGUAGGAAAGGGCUUGGCAUCAGGGACGCUCUCGUUUGCUUACGUCACAGGCGUUACUGGCUUCACAUCAGCCCCAGGAAGCGUUGAAGGCGGAACCACGUUGACCAUCACUGGCUUUGGCUUCACGCCUGAUGCAGAGGUCAAAGUUGACAACUCUGACUGUACCAUUUUGACCAGUGGCGAAUCCGAGAUCACUUGCAGGACACCCAGAGCGGCUUCGCACACGAGCUCCCAGACGGUGGACGUAACUGUCGUCCAGGCUGGCAGUUCUGAGGUGGCUGGUCAGUUCACCUAUGACCCCAGCCUGCCGUACACGCCUGUCAUCACCGCCAUCAGUAGGACCACGAGUGAAGUCUGGGGUGGCUCCACUAUCACCAUUGACGGCCAGGGUUUCGGCAAUACCGAAAUGCCAGUGACGCUGGGCGGUGUGGCAAUGGUGGUGAGCGGCUACACGGACACUCAGAUCGAAGCGACGCUCCCAGCGCUCUCACACGGCUCCUACAUGCUCAGGGUGGAUGUGCAGAAUAAUGGCUAUGCAGAUUUGAGACAAAAUAGCAUAAGCGACAUCACGUACACGUUUGAGGUGACAAGCAUGACUCCAGAUUUCGGCUCUCUCUACGGCGGCACUGACCUCCUGAUCACAGGCACAGGCUUCAACACUAACUCCUCCCUCAUGGAUGUCUCUGUGGGCCCACACAAGUGCGACAUUUCUUCCGCGACUCUCACCAGCAUUGAAUGUCGCAUCGCCGACACGGGAGUCACGCACACCAUUUCUGCCACGGGGACCCAUGUCAACUACGGUAUUGGCUAUGCCUGGGACAAAGACCCCCACACAGUCAACGUUGGAGAUUACGUCACCUGGACCUGGUCAACCCCCACCUACGUCUCUGACAUCGGCUACGGCGUGCACCAAACGGAAAGAGCCGGCGACCUCUUCAGCCUAGAAGGCGGUUUCUCUUCUGGAGAAAAGACUCGCGUCGGACUGUCAAAAUGAAGUGAUCUUCGCCGACUCUGCCGCCUGUGAGACUGUCAUCAGCUCAGAGACAUCAAUUGGAUUUAGAAUUGCCACAACAAAUACACCAGCAGUCGGAGUUCUACAAGAGUUUAACACCAGAGUUGCCAAUCUGGGCUAUGCACUUGUGGCUCUACAGAAAGUCAGUGACAGGCGGUUCGGACUCCUUCCGAAAGUUGAAAGUAUUCUUCCGUUUGAAGGUUCCAAAGUCGGAGGAACAAAAAUAACUCUGUCUGGUGGAGGCUUCAGUGGAACUACUAGUGAUGUAACUGUGGAAUUUGAUUACAUGUCGUGUAUCGUGGAAUCGGUCAGCUACACUGAAAUCGUCUGUGAGACCAUCUGUGGCGCUGCAGCAUCGAGUUGCUACGUGGGCGCUAUGAGCCCGACCGUGCUUAUCUCAACAGCCUCUGGUGACGUGGCCGCUGAAUGUUCUGGCUCCAGCUGUCGGUUCAUCACCUCAGAGGCCAACACAGCAACUGUGACUGACAUCACGCCCACAACCGUCUCUGCAGCCUCGACAACCAUAACCAUAACUGGCACCUCAUUCUCCUCAUCCGUCCCCGACACGAAAGUUAAAAUUGGUGGCGAAGACUGCGUCGUUGCCUCGGCGACCGGAGGCACAGAGAUAAUUUGUACCGUCGGGAGACUGCCCGUUGGUGACAAUUCCGUGGACGUGUAUGUGGAGAACAAAGGCAAAGCGGCUGUAGAUACCAUGAUAACCAGCCAGGCUGUGGCGUCCGUGAGCCUGCCCGCAGAGAGCAGCGAGAACGGCGGAGCUGAGCUUGUGAUCAACGGCAAUGGUUUUGUGGAUGGAAGCACAACGGUGACUGUCGGGGGUGCUGACUGUCCGGUAACCAGCGUGAACUUUGGCCGGAUUGGCGGUGUGGACUGCGCAGUGACUGGUGCCACGGACACAUCCAUCACUUGCACAGCUGGCACGCUGGAGACUGGGGCGUUUGCCGUACAAGUGUUCGUCCCUCAGCUGGGCUUCUCUAACGAUGACGUCGAGUUCACUUACGAAGUCGGAACGUUCAGCAUCAACCCCAAUACAGGCACUACAAAUGGAGGACAGGUGGUUACUCUGACUGGUUCUGGAUUCCUGGCUAAUGAGACGUCGGUGACUAUCUGCGGGGCAGCUUGCACUGAAGUCUCAGUCUCGGCAUCACAGUACACCUGCAUAACUCCACAGCAAGCGGAUGGUCCGUGCGAUGUCGUUGCAACAGUGAAGACUGUUUCUCAGACUAACGCCAACGCCUAUACCUUUGACUCCGCCCUGGAAUCCACGGUCACUGGUGUGAGCCCUACCCGAGGCGGUACAGGGGGUGGAACCCUCAUCACUAUCACAGGAACUAACUUCGGCUCAAACACAGCUGACAUCGCUGUCGAGAUCGCUGGGGCAGCGUGCAGUGUGCAGACAGUUGAAGACACCAAAAUCACAUGCAGAACAGGAUCAGCCUCCUCAGCUGCUGCCCAAGUAGAAGUUCAGCGAAAUGGAUGGGGUUUGGCACAGCAGAUCUCGGCUAACUAUGAGUACAUCGACCUGUGGUCUAGCCCGUACACCUGGGGAGCAGCUCCACCUCCCGUGGAGGGCGACUUUGUCGUGAUUCCGAAAGGAAUGAAGCUGCUUCUGGAUAACAGCACAGAGGUUCUCAAGAUGUUGCUCAUCCAAGGAGGUGAACUCAUCUUUGACGAGGCUGAUAUAGAGCUGCAAGCAGAGAACAUUCUCAUCACUGACGGAGGUCUCCUACAGGCUGGAACUGCAGCCAGACCUUUUCCCAGCGCUUACAAAGCCAUCAUCACCAUGCACGGCCACCUGCGAUCUAAGGAACUCCCUAUCUAUGGAACGAAGACACUUGCUGUGAGAGAAGGAACCCUUGAUCUUUAUGGCACUCCUGUGGCGUACACCUGGACAAGACUGGCUGCCACAGCCGCUGCCGGCGCCACGACAAUCACUCUGGAGCAGGAGGUGGACUGGCAGGCCGGAGAUGAGAUCGUCAUUGCCACCACUGGUCAUAGGCACAGCCAGAAAGAAAGUGAGGUUAGAACUAUUCACUCUGUGAGUGGAUACGACGUCAUUUUGACGGAGGCUCUCGAAUAUGAGCAUCUCGGAAUUGACGGAACAUUUGGCUCCCACACCGUGCAGUUCCGAGCCGAGGUGGGGCAUUUCACUCGCAAUGUCAUGGUCAGGGGAUAUCGCAACACCGAAUUCGACACACAGAUUGAAGCUUGCCCAGCUGGUUUCAACACAGGUGAAUUCGCCACUCAGACUUGCUUCCAAGGACGUUUCGGAGAGGAGUUGGGAUCUGACCAGUUUGGGGCACAGAUAAUGGUCCACCAAGUUGAAAAGGACACUCAAAUUGCUCAAGCCCAUCUCUCGUACGUUGAGCUGAGGCACUCGGGCCAGGCUUUCCGUAUGGGUCGCUACCCAAUCCAUUUCCACUUGAAUGGAAUCAUGGACCAAUCAUUUGUCAGGGGAUGCUCCAUCCACACCAGUUUCAACAGAGCUGUUAACGUCCAUGGAUCUCACAACAUUCUCAUUGAGCACAACGUGAUCUACAAUGUGAUGGGAGGUUCCUUCUUCUUAGAAGACGGGGAUGAGAUUGGCAACAUUUUCCAGUACAAUCUGGCUGUGUUUGUGCGGUCCUCAACCUCUCUGAGAAACGAUGACAUCACUCCAGCCGCGUUCUGGGCAACUAACCCUAACAACACGUUCAGGCACAAUGCUGCAGCCGGAGGCACCCAUUUUGGCACCUGGUACCGAAUGCACACAAAUCCUGAAGGCCCAGGGUUUGAUCCCAAUAUAUGCCCACAAGCGUAUCCUCUCGGAGAGUACAGUAACAACACAGCCCACUCACUUGGCUGGUUUGGUCUGUGGAUUUUUGAGACUUACAUUCCUCGCGUGGACGCCAGUUGCUCCUCCUCGGCCGAUCACCUGGUGGCAAAGUUCUACUCCCUCACCGCUUGGAACUGUGAAAAGGGGGCGGAAGGUGUGAACUCUGGGGCCUUGCAGUUCCGGAACUUUGUGCUAGUCAACAACGAAAAGGCUGGCUAUGAAGGAAAACUGUUGGUGGGCAACCCGCCACAGUACGACGAGAACAAUGGCCCCGGCGUUUUUGACAGCGUCAUCGUUGCUCAUUACGAUAACAACCUCAAAGGCGGCGCCACUGCCAGAGGAGUGGUCAUACCCUACCAGCCUGGCUUCCUGCUGAAGAACAUCGAGUUUUACAACUUUGAUCAGCCGAGUCUAGCAACAAUUGGAUGGGCCAGAAUCGAUGGAACUUGUGGAUUUUUGUGUGGUGGUUUCACUACUGAGACAGCUGAGCUUCAGUUUAUUAACUCGCCCUACAAGGUCUUCUUUGAAUGGGAAUCAGAAGGCGUAUUGCAUGAUCGCGAUGGUACUCUAGCAGGGUCACCUGACUACAGCGUUGCAGCGUGGACAGAUUCGUUUGACAACACACUGUGUACCCUGGACAGGGAAAUGUCUGUUGGUAUCCCAGGCUGCAUCUGUACAGACCAAAUCAAGCUGAUCAGGUUUGCAUUUAACAACAUUGUGCCAGAGUCAUUGAUGGCGAAGGAUGCCGUUUUCACUUCGGAGUUCGGUACCAGUAACUCUCGAUUCGCUGAUAAAAGAAUUACUCACCCAGACGGCUGGUCCAUGGUGCUCAUGGUGAACACCUACUACAACUUUUCCUUUGAAAACGCGGAACACGUGACGAAUAUAAGCUACGACUCUGCAUUUUAUCGUUUUGAUGUGGGAGACUUUAUCGUGUUCACGCAAUUUGCGAAUCUGAAGCCAGAUCUUUUCAUGUUGGAUGGAUCAACCGCACUGAAUAUGUCAGACAACAUGCUGUCCGGAAACGGGGUCAUUCACGGGGAUUGGUACUACAGCACUCCUGAUCAGUCUAUAACCUAUGCAGUUCAAAGAUUGAGCAGAAGAAAGAAACGUGGAGCUGGUGGAGUCAGUUUAACAGAUAUGGAUUUGAAGAUUGACACUCGCAUCAUCCGCUGCUACUAUCGUGGCUGCAAACCACCACCCAAGCCAAUGGAGUUGAGAGACUUACCCAGUCACAUCGAAUAUUGGUCUGAUCUAAACACUUGGGUCAACUUCACGUCGGACGGGUUGCCUCCUGAAGACUAUGACAACCUGACCAUACCUAUCGACAAGUACAUCAUAGUGGACGUGCCUAUCCCCAAGCUGAGCCACGUCAUUGUCGACGGAGGUCUGGAGUUUUCUGAGAAUAAUACGGCGGAUAUUCUUCUCGAGGCGGAUUACAUCCAAAUCACCGGCAGAGUCAUUGCAGGGUGGGCCACUGACAGACCUUAUACUGGAAAUCUGAUCAUCAGACUGAGAGGAAACCAUCAGUCUCCAGUGUAUCCAACAAACGGCGUGCCACUAGGAUCAAAGUUCAUUGGCGUGUUCGGAGGUCUUCAACUGCAUGGUGUGGAUAAGGGUCUAACUAAGACUCACUUAGCUGAGACUGUGGACUCUGGAAAUGAGAUAAAAGUUGUGGACGCUGUCAGCUGGGCUGUUGGUGAUGACAUUCUCCUCACAACGACUGACUAUAACCCUUGGCAUUCAGAGGUCUUCAAGAUCACUGCCAUUUCUGGGACAACCAUAACUUUGAACAGCACUAUACAGCACAGGCACAUUUCUCACACUGAAACCAUCAACGGUCAAGAUAUUCAUCUAAGGGCUGUUGUGGCCGUGCUGACCAGGAACAUCCGAAUUGAGGGAGAAGAAUACCCUGAUAUGAUCUCUGAAUCGUUUGGUGCUCGUGUGAUUGUUGGACAAAACCUUAUUGGAACAGAACAACACAGUGGUUUUGCCCAGAUCAGUAAUGUGGAGUUCUACCACACCGGCCAGGAAGGUUUCAGUCAGAACUAUGACCCACGCUUCUCACUUACCUAUAUGGACGUGACCUCGACAGAAGGAGAAAUCCGUUACUCUUACGUAAAGAAGAGCACUUUCCAUUCAGGAUUUAACACUGCCAUUGGAGCGUUUGCUGUUGACGGACUGGAGAUUGAUGAUAACGUCGUGUACCACACUGUAGGCCAAGGCAUACGCACGGAGGCAACCGGCACAAAAAUCACCAACAACUUAGUCGCCUUGAGCAUCUGGACGGGGACUUACCUUGAUCGCUAUGAGCCGAUAAACAUGGAGUACCCAGGUGCCAUAGACGGCCUCCUCGCCACUGAUCUCGUCUUGGUCAACAACACCGUGGCUGGCGCCGAAAGAUUUGCCUAUUCUUUGGGUGGACAAAGUUGUAGCACUCUGGACGCUGACCUGUGGAGUGGAAAUAUGGCCCAGGGUGCACUUCUUGGUGUUGGUCUGUUUUCUGAGGAUCCGCCAGCUGAUAGUUCGUGCACAACCUACAGUGGCUUCACCUUGUGGAAGAACCUUGAUUUUGGAAUCUACUACAAUAGUGUUCCUAGUGCGGUAUUCAAAAACAACAUAUUUGUCGAGAACGGCGUCGGCAUAUUCCCUUUCGUUAUGGGUCCAGCUUCGCUUUCUCAUGCGUAUCAAGACAAAUACUCUGAAGUCAGCAACAAUAUCUUUAUUGGAAAGACGAGCACAUUCUCCGAGAGUCUGGAUGUCCUAGAUAAGUCUGACCAUAACAUACAACUGAGUGUCAUGGCUCGUUCCCAUGGCUCUGGAAGUGCUUGCGGUAAAAUCGGGAUGGAAAUGACAAUUUUUACCAGUGGUCCAAAUGGAAUUCCAUCCCAUCCUCUCGUUGGCAUCAUGUCUUACCAGACACUUAAAGGCAUUACCAGGGUAACAGGUAAUACUUUUGCUAACUGGGGAGCUUGCACAGGCGGUUAUGAUCAUGCCAUCUCCACCAGCAAGGGCAACGAUGAUGGAAACCACCCUCUCCAUAUUACAAGCACCACCCUAGUGAACACGGAAAUGGAAGCGAAAGUGUUCUUCCACCCACCAAAUGUUGGCAAAAUCAACUCUGCCGAUUGUGUUGAUAUGGACUGUGAUGGGCUGAAAAAGUGUAUGAUAAAGGAUUUGGACGGCACUUUCUUGGGCCAUAACGGUACAAUUCUACCUGACUCAGCCUACGAGUGGGAUGGAGACCGGAGACAUGGGCUGGGAGACUACAGGAUUCCUUCAGUCAUGUUGACUACAAGCAAUGGACAGAAGAUUGACGUGAAUAGCUAUGCUCCCAAUAAAGGUAUUUACAAAACAGACAAUUGCACCUGGGUCUCGGAAUGGCGAGCGUAUAACUGUGAAGACUUCUACGAUUGGAGAAUGCUGGUUAUUGAGAGCAUGGAUUCAGACACAGAGACUCGAAGACUCAGUCCACUAGCUAUCUAUAACCCUGAGGGAUAUGUUGACCUCAUCAAUGGGCCACAGGAUCAUGGCUGGUGCAGCGGUUACACUUGCCGCAAACGUCUAAGUACUUUCCAGGCCAUCGUUGCGUUAGAUCAGCCCUUUGACAUGUUCCUGUCCAGUUCCAACCCCAGAAAAAUGAGAUACAUGCUUCUGAAUUCACAACCAGACGAGUGUGUCCGGCUGGGCAUGCAUUACUUGAACCAGAACCGUUUGCAAGUUUAUGUAGAUGGUGUCCUGAAGAUGCCCACAAAUGGCUAUAUCGACGGUAAUGGCAGGUUCAGGCUGAGGCUUCAGAAUACCAAUCAUAUGUGGAUGCCUGAUGUGAGAAACAAGGUCAACGGUGAAAAUUAUCUAAGUCGAGCAGAGAGCAUGAUUUUCUGGGUUGUUUGCGGUGACUCCGAAGUGCUCGUCGACACAGAAGAUGUCUUUUUGGUCUCCUUCGCUUUGCCAGCAAUGACUGACGCAGAAUUCUUCGGAGAGAAAAUAGUUGAAAACCUUGCCGGUUUUCUGAAUAUGGACCCAAGCAAGGUGCGCAUCGUGAACAUUGUAGAGGACACGUCAACAUCUGGUCGACGCAAGCGACAGGCAACAGGCACCACUACCUUCUACGUGGAGAUCGGUGACAAGCCCGGGGACACGCCCACUGUUGACUACGAGACUGUGGGAAAACAGAUUUGUAACCAGGCCCAGCUGUACACGUUUGACGACAUCAUCAACGCUACCGUCUUGUACGUGUCGGUUCUAGAACCCAGUGUGGCCACCGAGAACGAAGGCGUGAUGACUCCGCUACAGAAGACUGGCCUCUUGGUGCUGGACACACACCCCGUUGGCGAUGUGACAGAGGGACAGCUGUUCAGCACCCAGCCAAAGCUGAAAGUCACCGACGACAACAACGAAGUGGUCACCUACUUAGGCUCAGUGACAGGUCCCUGGGAGAUAGAGGUCAGCAUCAAGUCAGGAGGAAGUCCCUAUUCCAGGUUGAUUGGGAACACCAGUGUCACGUUCCAGAACGGCUGGGCCAACUUCACCAAUCUGGCCAUUACAAACAGAGGCGAUUACAUCCUGGAGUUUAAUGUAACUUCUCCCCCCGAGGCGACGAAUUAUUCACUGGAAGCUAUGGCCAUUCGGGUCAAUGGACGCAAUCUGAGACCAAAGGCUGAAUUAAAAACCCUCAGCCGUAUAUCAGGCAGGCCACUGGAGCUAGACAUCACUCUAGAAGACAAGGACACACUUGUAGACAUCACGGACAUCCAGUGGGCGAACCAUACCUGGUCUGCCACAGCCUCUGUCUACGACUCAAAGUUCUAUUCAGGUUCUCUUGCUGGAGCCUUAACGGUGCCAUUUGAUCCAGCUACCGGAAAAGCGACAUUCUUGGACCUUCAGCUGGACACCCCUGGCAAAUGCCCUGUCCUCGUGACCAUCACGUCCGACCCGCCAGACUACACAGAAGGGGUGGUGGUACUGAUGGACGUGAUGACCCUGGCCCAGAGUACUAUCGUGGUACAGGAGACACACGACCUCGAGGUCAAGUUUGACAUAGAUUUUGACGAGGCCCGUGCACCUUACUACACCGCCAUAGUGCGCAACAAGUUCAGCCAGAACCCGGACCUGGUCAUAACUGAGGAUGCUUACCGCAAAGGAAGCCUGAUCAUCACCCUGUCUGUUCAGGGAACAGUUACCGGCUACAACGACACGCUGACCAGCCUGUGCGACGACAUUGCCAACAGCACGACCUUCACCUUUGAUAACGUCACUGUGACCAUGGCUGGCUACCUUACUGUUGACGGACAAACCUACUAUGGCCUGUAUUGUGGCCCUAUUGCGACAAAUCCCGGUUCGAGUGCCAGUGACGACGGUCUGGAGACGGUGUACAUCGUUAUCAUCGUCAUCUUGUGCAUCGUCGUAGCGGCUCUUGUGGCUGUCCUCCUGGCCUACAAGUUCUACUUCCACCCCAAGGCCAAGACAAGUAGCUCAACCAGUGGUGCCCAUUACCUGGGACAGAAUUUGCGCAGCGAUCUCCUGAGCGACACACUGAGCAAAGAGGACACGUUCACUAGCCUCAAGUCCCGCCCCUACUCCCCGCCAAUGGCACCCGUGGGCACUGCCAUGCCAGCCAAGAUGGCGUUUGACCUUCACAUUGAGACGCCUGGACGCGAACACAUCUCCUCCUCCCCCGUGCCAAGGAUGAUCACACCUCAGCCUACACCACAACUCUCGAAGAUCCUGGAGCAGCAGUCUUCAGUUCCCCCUCCCAACUUAAGCGACCAACCAAAGUGGAACUUUUAAGUACCUAGGACUGUUAAAUUGUGGACUGUUAUAGUGAACCUGAUGACUGAUUUGUUUCCCGGACCCCCUGAAAACGCCUGCGAUAGGCUGGAGAAAAGUAUCCAUGCAAGGAGAAAGCUAUUUCUGUAAACAAAUCCCCAAUCCGAGCUAAAAUCUGACUUGGAACUUCU